AUGCACGGCGCAGAGGAAGCAGUGGCGUCCGGGGGGCCGCGGGUGAGCGCGGCGAGCACGCAGACCGACAGCAUGGCCGGUCAAAUGCCAAGACUUUCUAAGGUCAAUCUUUUUACUUUGUUCAGUCUCUGGAUGGAGCUCUUUCCCUCGGCUGAGCAACAGAAAAAAUCACAGGUAAAGAAGAGUGGUCUAGUUGUGGUGAAAAACACGAAGAUUAUUGGUCUUCAUUGUUCCAGUACAGACUUGCAUGCUGGCCAGAUUGCACUCAUUAAACACGGAUCAAGACUUAAAAACUGUGAUCUUUAUUUUUCCAGAAAACCAUGUUCGACUUGUUUAAAAAUGAUUGUAAACGCUGGGGUGAACAGGAUUUCUUACUGGCCUGCAGAUCCUGAAAUCAGCUUGCAGAAUGAGGCGUCCAAUCCCAUGACUACUGAUGAUGCAAAGCUAGAUGCCAAAGCAGUAGAAAGACUCAAGUCAAAUAGUCGUGCUCGUGUGUGUGUGUUGCUUCAGCCCUUGGUGUGCUAUAUGGUGCAAUUUGUUGAAGAAACUUCCACUAAGUUUGAUUUUAUUCAAAAAAUAGCAAAAUCUCAACGUGACUCAAAUACUGACUUUUAUACUGCAUGUAGACAAGAGAGAAUAAAAGAGUAUGAAAGUUUAUUCCUAAUUUCAAAUGAGGAAACGCACAAGCAAAUAUUGAUGACAAUAGGACUGGAGAACCUCUGUGAAAAUCCGUACUUCAGCAACCUUAGGCAAAAUAUGAAAGAUCUUGUCUUGGUCUUGGCGACAGUGGCUGCCAGUGUCCCUGUCUUUGGGUGCUUUGGAUUUUACAACAGUGAACCACGGCGAACAAAUGAAACAGACCAUCAGGGUUUGCCCCAAGAAAUUGCAAGGCACUGUAUGAUACAAGCCAGACUACUUGCGUAUCGGACAGAGGAUCAUAAAACGGGAGUUGGAGCUAUUAUUUGGGCAGAAGAAAAAUCAAGAAGUUGUGAUGGAACAGGAGCAAUGUAUUUUGUAGGCUGUGGUUACAAUGCCUUUCCUGUUGGCUCUGAAUAUGCUGAUUUUCCACACAUGGAUGAUAAACAAAAGGAUCGGGAAAUCAGAAAGUUCAGAUACAUUAUACAUGCAGAGCAGAACGCCUUGACAUUCAGGUGUCGAGAAAUAAAGCCAGAUGAGAGAAGCAUGAUAUUUGUGACGAAGUGUCCAUGUGACGAAUGUGUCCCUUUAAUCAAAGGGGCUGGUAUCAAGCAGAUCUAUGCAGGAGAUCUUGAUGCUGGAAAAAAGAAAGCAGACAUAUCCUAUAUGAAGUUUGGUGAACUUGAGAGUGUAAGCAAAUUUACCUGGCAACUGAAUCCAUUGCACACUAAUGCCCUUGAAUUCCAUGACCCCACAGCCAGGGAAAAUGGGGUCCAGAAAACAAAAUCAGUAGAUGACCAGCAGCACCAAAACAAGAAACUGUGUCUUGGUCACUACUGAAUAAUUAAGCACUUCUGCAGUCUUGCUCUGUACUUUUUAUAAUGCAGCCUGUUUGCACUUUCAAAUAAGGAAGAGUUUUAUUUAUUGUUUGGAAAGUGAUUUUUAGAAUAAGUUUAUUUAUGAUGUCUUAAAUGUUUUACAGAAUUACCUGAAGGUCUUUUUAAUUUAGAAGUUCCGGGGAAAAAAUGCUGCUUGUAAUUUCUGUGAAAGUAACUGGGUGGCUAAUCAUUGU
Molecule: messenger RNA, 1708 nt
Organism: Gymnogyps californianus (California condor)
Lineage: Eukaryota; Metazoa; Chordata; Aves; Accipitriformes; Cathartidae
Gene: CDADC1
Product: cytidine and dCMP deaminase domain containing 1
Exons: 9
Coding region: 1-1476 (491 amino acids)
Biological process (GO): dTMP biosynthetic process; dUMP biosynthetic process
Cellular component (GO): cytoplasm
Molecular function (GO): dCMP deaminase activity; zinc ion binding
Source: RefSeq, a predicted model, not a curated record